Molecule: messenger RNA, 994 nt
Organism: Loxodonta africana (African savanna elephant)
Lineage: Eukaryota; Metazoa; Chordata; Mammalia; Proboscidea; Elephantidae
Exons: 3
Coding region: 1-714 (237 amino acids)
Source: RefSeq, a predicted model, not a curated record
AUGCCAGGACGUUGGAGGUGGCCGCGAGACAUGCCGCCGGCCCGGAAGCUCCUCAGCCUCCUGCUCCUCAUCCUGAUGGGCACCGAACUCACUCAAGUACGUGCAUCCAACGCCAUUUUCCUCCCUGCGAGUGGCGCCGGGCCGGCCCUCGGGAGCCAAGUCAGGGAGCGGCUCCGUGCGCGCGCGCGCCCCCGCGCCCCCUGCCCCGAGGCAGGACCUGGGGGACCGAGGGGGGUGAUGGAGAGCGCGAUGGCCAAGCCCCUUGCAAUUUCACAGAUAGACCAACCGACCCAACUCCCUUCAUCCCACGGCCCUUCCAUGGCCAACCCCCACUGGGCACAGCUGCCCUGGCGGCUCUUUGAAGCUGUUGACCAGGUGGGGGAUUGUGGAGACCCGGCAGGGGUGCAUGGGCGCAUGAGACUGUGGCCUUUGGAGUUGCAGAUCCAGGAGGAGAAAGGGCAGCCAGCACUUGGGGCCCCAGCUGCCCCUGACCCUCCCUCCCUCCUUCCCUCCCUCCUCCCUGCUUACCUCCCUCUCCGGAUAAAAGAGGAAACAAAGGAGAGAAGAAGAGGGGGUAAGGGAGCAAGAGGGAGAUCAAAGAAGAGAAAACUCUGGGGCAGGCUUCCCUUGUUUUGUCCUGAAGCCCUUGCUGGCUCCCUGGCUCAGCCCCAGGAGCACAGCCCAAGCCCCGGUGUCUGGGAGGGGCUUUGUUGACCCUCAGAACCUCCUUCCGUGGCACUGCCCAGACAACUGGCCAGCCCCCUAGAGUGGUUCUGCAAGGUCUGGGGUGGGGAGUGGUCCUCUUGGCCACAGGGGAAGACUGGCUGAGGGUAGGGGCUGGGGUCCUGUGGAUGGACAGACAAACAUGCACAUACAGACACACAUACCCCCUGGGGAUGAGUGUGCAUGUGCAGGAAAGGGCUGGGCAGGUCCUGAUAGCGACAGCUGCUCUGCCAAGUGCUCUGCGUGGGUCUUAUGUAGGCAUCUCAGCCGG